Molecule: messenger RNA, 2256 nt
Organism: Photinus pyralis (common eastern firefly)
Lineage: Eukaryota; Metazoa; Arthropoda; Insecta; Coleoptera; Lampyridae
Product: organic cation transporter protein
Exons: 4
Coding region: 625-2169 (514 amino acids)
Biological process (GO): transmembrane transport
Cellular component (GO): membrane
Molecular function (GO): transmembrane transporter activity
Source: RefSeq, a predicted model, not a curated record
GAAGGGUUUCAAUUUUACCGUAACCUAUUCGAGUGGUUUAAUUAGAUUUAACAAGACAAAUACCUGCAGAAAACCAGUUGUUCAUCUGUGUAUUAAAAUUUAAAUCGGUAGUGGAGGUACGAUUGAACGAACGAAUGAAAGCGCAGGCGUGCGUGUAUGUUAGUUUUUAAAAUUUGUGCAAAAGUGAAUAGCACGAAAGUGAAGAGACGUUUUAAGUUACUGUCUACUUGUUUCUGAACCAAGCAAGAUGGAUAAUAGCAACGAUAUAGAAACACUGAUGGGAUAUUUAGGGAGACUGAAAUAAAUAUAACACAAGGAAGAGUUGUACUUGAAAUACCAGCCAGCUGAAAGCGCCGAUCGAAAACAGAAUUCAGUUGACCGUUUGAAGCCAAUAGUUUUGGGUAUGCUUUAUUAAUAUUUUUUGAAACUUGAUUUUAGGUAUUAACGUGUACGUACCUACAUCUCUCUUGGACGCCUAAGUAGCGUACCUAGUACUGAUUUGGCGUGUAUUACCAUAAUCAACCACUCCAUCCUCAUUACCACUCAUGCAGGAGAAAAUGUCAGCCAAAAGGCGAUUUUGGUAAAUACCAAUUUUGGCAAUUUUGCCUCCAGCUACUAUCAGCAAUGACUGCCGCCGUCAAUAUGUUAAGCUUGGUGACAGUUGGAGCCGUACCAGAUCACAGAUGUGCCAUACCUACGAUCGAUGACGACUUAGGAACCAGAAACUUCAGUAUUACGAAUUUGGAUAGGUAUAUACCAGUAUUAGAGACUCUAAAGUACGAUUCCUGUAGUAUGUACGAUGUAAAUAGUAGCGAUAAUGUGACAAUUAAGUGCAACGACUGGGUAUACGACACCACAUUCCACAAGUCGUCAAGAGGAAUGGAUUGGCACUUCGUUUGCGAUAGAAGGUGGAUGGGUGCGACGGCACAAUCAGCGUAUAUGUUUGGCGUAUUUUUCGGUUCCCUAACCUUGGGUGCCGCUGCUGACAAAUAUGGAAGAAAAAAUGUGUUUUGCGGAAGCGCAGUUUUGCAAGUAGUUUUCGGGGUUGCAGCUGCGUAUGUUACCGAGUUCUACGCCUUUUUGAUUGUCCAAUUCUUCUACGGAAUAUUUGGAUCGGCCGGCAGCUAUAUUCCCGGUUUCGUUUUGGCUAUGGAACUGAUUGGACCGAGUAGACGAACUGUGUGCGGAAUUAGCUUUCAAGCCGCCUUUUCGUUUGGUUUUAUGUUGGUAGCUGGAUGGGGCGCGCUUAUACCAGAUCGACAACUGCUGCAGUUAGUUUAUGGUUUACACGGUGUGGUUUUGUUAGGGCAUUGGUGGUUAAUGGAUGAAUCUCCCAGAUGGUUGUGGGCCAAUGGUAAAGUCAAUGAAGCCGUUAAAAUAGUGCAAAAAGCGCUCAAGGUUAACGGCAGCGCGAUUACUGUAGACGCAUCGCAAUUUGUAUCAAAGGCAACUGUCAGGCGCCAUGAAAAAGAAGUUAAUGUAGGUGUCACAGAUCUUUUUAAAACUCCGAUUUUGCGAAAGAGAACUUUGAAUGUGUGCUUUUCUUGGUUUGCAAACUCUUUAGUUUAUUAUGGGCUCUCAUUAGGAACUGGCAAAUUAUACGGAAACCCUUACUUAGUUCUAUUUUUGGCGGGAUGCGUGGAACUGCCCGGAUACGUUGUAACUAUCCUUUUAAUGGACAGAACCGGGCGUAGGUCUCUAGUAUCAUUCUUUAUGAUAUCAGGAGGUAUUUGCUGUUGUGUGGCUGCGUAUUUGUUCCAAGGUGGCACAACUCGUACCUUGUUAGUUAUGCUUGGUAAAUUAACGAUCUCUAGCUCUUUUUCCAUAGUUUACAAUUACUCGGCCGAAUUAUUUCCUACAGCAGUUCGUAAUACUGCCUUGGGAUUGGGAGCAAUGAGUGCGCGUUUGUCGGGUACCGCAACUCCGUUGAUAGGGCUGUUAGAUUCUUUAAAUCCAGCACUGCCCAGUACUAUAUUUGCCAUAAUAGCUAUACUUUCAGGAUUUUUAAUGUUAUUUUUGCCAGAAACGUUGGGAGAGCCCAUGUUGCAAACGAUAGAGGAGGGUGAACGGUUUAAAACCGACGACACGUGGUUUAAAUCUGUUUGUGGGAGCAAGAAAAGUGCCAAAGAGGAUACAAAAGAGCAAAUGGAACCUUUGAAGGUUGUUUAAAAUGGGGUUCUAAGUGCUGAAUUUUGUCAAGACGAUAUUUUGUUCUUUUGUAUUAAUAAAGAUAUAUUCUGUCAUAUUUUCUUACUG